Arabidopsis thaliana (thale cress) is the source of this 1195-nucleotide messenger RNA. RefSeq names its product Cyclin family protein. The transcript has 7 exons. Gene Ontology annotation, biological process: DNA-templated transcription initiation; transcription preinitiation complex assembly. Gene Ontology annotation, molecular function: TBP-class protein binding. The record is from RefSeq and is marked reviewed. Bases 1 to 1089 code for a protein of 362 amino acids. NCBI's taxonomy places the organism in Eukaryota, Viridiplantae, Streptophyta, Magnoliopsida, Brassicales, Brassicaceae.
AUGACGAUGAAGUGGGGUCACAGUUGCAGGAGAUGUAAGCAGAUCAAUGUCGUGACUGAUCACGUUACGAGGAGGACACGAUGCUUCGGGUGUGGUCUUGAAUUUAAAUAUCGCCCGAUCGGAGAUCUUUCCCCUGUAGCAGAGAACGAUACUGUUCGUCUCCCUGAUCCGACGAACACACUUUUAAGCAAUACUGAUCUCUCCAUUGUCACCACCGAGCACAAGAAUGGUUCUUUCGAUGAUUCCUUGUCCCUUAAUCUUGGAAAUUCGUCAAAACCUCGCUUGGAUCCAGUCUCUAUAGCCACCGCCAAGCUGAUGAAUGGGUCCUCCAAUGAUUUCUUGUCCCUUGGAACUUCACAGAAUUCAGAGACGAUUACUGCUUCUUCCGAUGAAUUCUUGUUCUCUGAUCUUGGACAUUUGCAGAAAUUUAGCUUCGAUCCCCUCUCAAUGGCCUCCACCAAGCCGAAUAAAGCUCUGUCCAUCGUCUCCAUCGAAGCUAUUUCCAAUGGGUUGAAACUUCCUGCGACAAUCAAGGGUCAGGCUAAUGAGAUCUUUAAGGUAGUGGAGAGUUAUGCCAGAGGAAAGGAACGAAACGUCCUUUUUGCUGCUUGUAUCUACAUUGCUUGUCGAGACAAUGAUAUGACUCGGACUAUGCGUGAAAUAUCUAGAUUUGCCAAUAAAGCCUCAAUUUCGGAUAUUAGUGAGACAGUUGGGUUCAUAGCUGAGAAACUGGAGAUCAACAAAAAUUGGUAUAUGAGUAUCGAAACUGCGAACUUUAUAAAGCGGUUUUGUUCUAUAUUUAGAUUGGAUAAAGAAGCAGUUGAAGCUGCUCUAGAAGCUGCGGAAAGUUAUGAUUAUAUGACUAAUGGUUGCAGCCGUAGGGCUCCUGUAUCAGUUGCAGCAGGAAUCGUAUAUGUCAUUGCUCGACUUUCUUAUGAGAAGCAUCUGCUCAAAGGUCUAAUAGAAGCCACUGGAGUUGCAGAAAACACGAUAAAAGGAACAUACGGGGACUUGUAUCCAAAUCUGCCAACAAUAGUACCCACGUGGUUUGCCAAUGCAAAUGACCUGAAAAACCUUGGAGCUCCUUAGAUCUUUAUGUGCGAGGAUACAAACAAUCUCACUCAAAGAAGCUUUCGUCUUUCCCUUUUUCUUUUUUCCUGAGCCCUUAUAAGAUUCUUCCUAGAACCCUUUACAC